GGCUCUUCUAACGUCUCUAAACCCGGAUGUUUCAUCGGGAACUCUACGUGCGUAUUUUCCCAUCUAGCUUCGCCGUCUCCACGUUUACCCUCUUCCCGUGUCGGCUGCCUUUGCGAAGGACGUCUCGCGAGAGUUAAGAGAGAGAGAGAGAGAGAGAGAGAGAGAAAGAAAGAGAAAGAGAGAGAGAGGUGGAAAACUCAAUGCGGCAGUCCUGAAAACGGGGAUAACAGCUUCAGGAGCGCUUGGAUGCCCGGAAAGUAGGUCACGGAAUAUUUUCCCUAACCAUUUGGUCUCGGGAGAGUUGGCGAUUCAUGGACCCCCGACUCAGCCCUCCCAAAACCCGGCUGCGGAAAAGGUGGAAGAGAGCCGUUUGGAAGCCAAAGAGAUGUCCGCCCGCAGCUGUCCCCGACCUACAGCUCCACCACUGCGACAUCUGCGGGAAGGACAUCAAGCACCAGUCCAAUUUCCGCGAACACCAGCGCAUCCACACGGGCGAGCGCCCGUACCAGUGCAAGCGUUGCCAGAAGACCUUUGUCCGGGGCGCCGACCUCAUUAAGCACCGCCUGGUGCACUCGGCCAUCCGGCCCUUCCGCUGCCGGAUCUGCGGGAAGCAGUUCAAGCUGCAGGCCGACCUGGACAAGCACAGCAAGGUGCAUUCGGACGAGGCCCCCUUCCCCUGCCACCUGUGUCCCAAGCGGUUCAAGCGCACCUCCUGCCUGGUGAAGCACCUGCGGAUCCACACCCAGGAGAAGCCCUUUGCCUGCUCCCACUGCAGCCGGCGCUUCAAGUGGGAAGCCUCGGUCAAAGAGCACGAGCGGGUCCACACGGGCGAGCGUCCCCACCGCUGCGACCAGUGUGCCAAGACCUUCACCCACCGCUCCACCUUCCUGCAGCACCAGCGCACCCAUCAGAAGUACCCUGCCUUCAGCUGCAAGCAUUGCGCCAGGUCUUUCAAUCACAAAUCCAACCUCCUGAAGCACGUCCGUCGGUUGCACUCUUAGGCAGAGGUCCCCAACCUUUUGGGCACCAGGGACCGGUUCCGUGGAGAGAGGUUUUUCCGCGGACUGGAGGGUGCGUGGUUUUGUAUACUGGCAGCAUCCUGUGGAUGGGAUUUUGCUUGUUUGUGCGGACCGGUUGCUGCCAUGCCAUGGCCCGGUAGUGGUCUAUGGAUCGGGGGUUGGGGACCCCUGCUCUUAGGGGCCAGAGGGUGGGUGAGGAAGGGAUCCACAAGUGACCCCCCGCCCCUGUUUCCCAGGGUGCCCAAAGACUCUGUGAGAUGCGCAGCGGCCUUCUGAUUGGCGAAAGCUCAAAUGAGACAAUUCUCUGUAAAUUGUCUUGUAGAAGAAGUAGCAGCCAACAAAAAUGGAGGCGUUCCCUUUGACUGAUGAUGUUACCUAGCUGGGUAGUGAAAGGUCCGCAAGAAAACCACUAAGCUCAGAGAGCAGCCAAGGCCCCCUUCUUGAUCUUUUCCCGCCCCUCUGCCAAAAUUAGUGCGUUGUAUUCAUUUGUACAAAGAAGUAUAUUUCUCACGAGAGGAACCAGCAAGAGAAGAAUCCCAAGUGCCAAUCAAAACGUUUUGACGUGUUUUGGAAAACGUUUUUUUCUUUUUCGUCCACUCGGAGGAUAUCAAAAUUUCAGAAUGACUGACAUCCUUUAAACCAGUGGUUCUCAACCUUUUUAAUGCCGCGACCCCCCAACCGGUCGUAAGUCGAGGACUACUCAACUGGUGCAGCACCGUUUGCAGAAUGGGACUUUUGGUGGGCUCAGCAGGGCAG
Molecule: messenger RNA, 1775 nt
Organism: Crotalus tigris (Tiger rattlesnake)
Lineage: Eukaryota; Metazoa; Chordata; Lepidosauria; Squamata; Viperidae
Product: oocyte zinc finger protein XlCOF19-like
Exons: 3
Coding region: 312-1001 (229 amino acids)
Biological process (GO): regulation of transcription by RNA polymerase II
Molecular function (GO): DNA-binding transcription factor activity; RNA polymerase II cis-regulatory region sequence-specific DNA binding
Source: RefSeq, a predicted model, not a curated record